Molecule: messenger RNA, 2058 nt
Organism: Naegleria lovaniensis
Lineage: Eukaryota; Heterolobosea; Eutetramitea; Acrasida; Naegleriidae
Exons: 2
Coding region: 1-2058 (685 amino acids)
Biological process (GO): carbohydrate metabolic process; glycosaminoglycan metabolic process; ganglioside catabolic process
Cellular component (GO): membrane
Molecular function (GO): beta-N-acetylhexosaminidase activity
Source: RefSeq, a predicted model, not a curated record
AUGACAUUGUCAAGGAGGAGUACCUUGUUGUCAUCUCUUCUCAUCACCAUUUUAUUAUCCAUCACCCUCUCUUCUUGUCUAUUAUUUCAUCAUCCUCACGAUAAUGCACAUAACAACCAUUUCAUAAUAGGCCAAGUACAUGCUCAAAGCAAUGUGAAUUCUAAUACUUUCAUUGACAAGUAUUUGAUUCCUCGCCCAAAAGAAGUCACAUGGGAAGAGACAGCAACUAAAUUAUUGAGUUUUUAUAAAUUAAAUUUUGCACUUUAUGUGAAAGGAUCCAAAGUUGAUAGAACACAAUUUCCAAUGGUGGACAUGGCUUUGAAACGAUAUGAAGCAUGGAUGUUUAAAUUAUUUGAAACAAAAGGCAAUUCCAAAUAUUAUGAUUCCGAUUUUACAUUUUACAAUGAUGAUGUUGUGAUACAAAUUACAGAAGAUGUGACAUAUCCUGUUUUAGACGUUUUGAAUAUUGACGAGUCGUAUGAAUUGACAAUUCGAACAAGAGGAAUUGUGAUAAAAUCAACCUCUCAAUUUGGUUUUUUGAGAGCAUUGGAAACGUUUUCACAAAUGAUUAGAAGAAAUAUCAAUGACCAAUUUUUCUACAUUCCAAACUCUCCAAUCUAUAUCAAAGACUCUCCUAGAUUUAAAUAUCGAGGUUUAAUGAUUGAUGUUGCUAGAAAUUUUAUUUAUCCAAAUACCAUCCAGAAACUUAUUGACCUCAUGUCAUUUGACAAGUUAAACGUGUUACAUAUUCACUUUACAGAUGCUCAAUCCUUUCCCUAUCAAAUGUAUGGAACCUUUUCUGAUUUGAGUGACAAGGGAAGUUUCUCAAAAGAAUUAGUUUAUUCCAAAGAAGUGAUUGCUUCACUCAUUGAAUAUGCUUAUUUUAGAGGUAUUCAAAUAAUUCCAGAAUUUGACAUGCCAGGUCAUACCAAAUCCUUUGCAUUUGCAUAUCCAGAAGUGGUGUCUUCGUGUCCAAAGAAACUUGCAGCAAAUGUGAACAAUUAUCCAUUGAAUGUUGCAGAAUCAACGACCUAUGAUAUUGUUGAAGCAAUUUUGGGACAAUGGCAAUCCAAAGACACUUUGAUGGAAAAGACCAAAAUUUCAAAUGCCAUUCCUCUUUCAAUCAUGCAUUUAGGUGGAGACGAAGUUACAAGAUCAUGUUGGACCGAUGAGAAUCCAAUUAUUUUCAACUAUUUCAAUGCCAUGCAAAAUCAAACAAAAUUUGGCAAGAUUCAAAAUGGUUAUGACAUUUGGGGUUAUUUCCAAGCCAUGAUUGCAUCCAAACCAAAUUAUCAAAAAUUAAGUACUACUAUUUUCUGGGAAGAUUUAUUCUUAAGAAUGGCCCAAUAUUCCACACUAUUCAAACCAGAUCCUUCAAAAUCGAUUUGUCAAAUUUGGAGAGAUCCUGCAAAUAUUCGUGAUUGUGUCUCUAAAGGUUACAAAACUAUUCUCUCUGCAGGAUAUUAUUUGGAUAUGAUUAAUAAUUUUGUUGGAUUUUCACCAAGUCCAAAUCCACCUCCCUAUACGUUUGUCGAUACUUGGAAAACCAUGUAUUUGAUUGAUCCUUUUGAUCAAUUUGUGAAUGUAUCAUCUUCUUUGGAUUAUGUAAAUUCAAUUUUAGGAUUAGAAGCAGCAAUGUGGGGUGAGAAUGUUCAUGAUGAAACACUCAUUUCAACCAUUUAUCCAAGAUUAACAGCAUUUGCUGAGAGAGCAUGGAGUGAUCGAUCUGUCAAUGAUCUUACAGAUGCAACUACUCGAUUAGUGAACCAUCGAUGUCACACUCAAAUCAAAAGAGGAUUUAAAGACAUUCCUCCUAUCAAACCAAUUUAUUGCUCUUUCCAAUAUAUGACUGAAGAAUUACACGAGGAAAUUACAUGGCCCUAUGGAGCAGCCAUUGCCAUGUUUUGCAUUAAUGCAGUUUUGGUUUCAAUAAUAGUAAUUAUGAUUAUUUCUGUGUGUAGUGUAUAUAAGAAAUAUUCGUCUUUGAAGAAGGCAUACCGAAAUGAUAUUGCCAUGUCUGAGGACAAGUUGACCAAUUAUUAUGCACGUGAGGAUUGA